GGUCUCAUGAUACAUGCACAAUCUGAGAUCACACAUCUAAACCAUGCCACUAUCUGCUUUUUGGGAAGAGAGGGGAUAAGGGGGUAUAGUAGUGUGAAUAGGACUUGGCAUUUACUCAAAGUUGAGUUCAUGCGAAAUAUUUCAAAUUUUACUUGCAGAUCUCUCUUUUUCAACAAAAGCGUGAGAGAGGCGAAGAUCCCAGCUAUUCUACCACUCAAUUUGAGCUACGCCGCCCUUUCAGUCAAAUUAGCUCCUUACUGGUCCCUGCAAAAGUUCAUCGUAUGUUCAAUAAUUUUGCUACUGGUUCUCUACACAAAGCCAUAAAUUUUCUAUCCAAGAAAUAAUCUUCACUACAAUUUGUAACCGAUUCGCAAAUACUUCAUAGUUCUAUCAUGAUGGUUUUCAAAUCGGAAAUUUGUAGUGAUGCGGAUAUGGAUCGCACCUUCGAAAUUGUGAGCCAUGCUUUCGGCCACGAUAUCGAAGCCGCAUUUCCCGCGCACGAUACGCCCACGGGCCGAGCACUCGGCUCAUCUCGCAUGUCGAGCAUGAAGAGAACGGAACCUUCCACCACAUUUCUAAAAGUUACGGAUACUGACAAGGGAAUUAUGAUCGCACAAGCUAAAUGGAAUAUCUACAAGAAUACCGCACCUAAGGAAACUGAUCUCGAUGAAAACUUCUGGGAAACUGACGAGGAGAAAUUGUAUGCUCAGUUGAUGCGUCGAGAAUACUUGAUUCCUCGUCGCAAAGCAAUCGAAGACUCGGGAGGAAACAUCUUAUGUACAGCUCAUCUCUUCGGAUAUUUGAGAUAUUUCUGACCGUCGUUUUCAGCGUUAGAUAUGUUGACUGUCGACCCCAAAUAUCAAAGUCGAGGAGCAGGUCGUCUCCUUGUAAAGUGGGGAACUUCUAUCGCUGAUGAGCUCGGUUUCAUAUUAUGACUCUCUAUUGUUUGUUCCAAAUGAUACAUUUUCGCUAGAUCUCUACCCCUCUCUUCGAAACCCA
Messenger RNA from Botrytis cinerea B05.10, 999 nucleotides. RefSeq lists its product as hypothetical. NCBI's taxonomy places the organism in Eukaryota, Fungi, Ascomycota, Leotiomycetes, Helotiales, Sclerotiniaceae. The transcript has a single exon. The record is from RefSeq and is a predicted model, not a curated record. Bases 393 to 815 code for a protein of 140 amino acids.